AUGGCACAUCAGGCCGGCUCAGAGGGAGCUGGUGGCUGUCAAGCGGUUUACGACGCCGUUGAGCGCGGUGGCAGUUCUUGUCUGUCUUCGCACGAUCAGAAAAUCUCGGAAGAGUCAUCCCCUUCUUCAGCAUCUGAGCAAAUCAGUCGGGGCAGGAUCAGCGCGCGUCUCAAGCGCAACAGUUCCAAGCUCCUAACGUUACUAGGUCUCCGCAGCUCCUUCAACGCCGGAAAAGCUCAGCCUAGGGAAGAAGAGACUUCGAUGCAUCGAACGAAUCCUGCUGAAUCCUCUCAAUCCUCUGGUUCAUACGCAACAAAAGACACUCUCAGUUACAAAAGCACGCAAUCUAGGGCGUGUCCUUGCGUUCGUACCGCGGAAAUUUCAGCCCAGAGAAGCUCCAGCACUUUGCUCGACUCGUCCAAAGACCGAAUAGAAACAUGCGAGAAGGUUGCGGAAGGCACAGACUUUCAGCCGCGUCUUCUGAAGACCGAUGUUGUCCAGUCCACUCAUCCUCCGACCUUCGAUACUCGUCGCACCAAUUCAACUUCGGCCGUCUUGACUGAUAUCGUCGCUUACAAACUAUCAACCGCAUUUGGAUAUCCAACUGUCAUCCGCCGCUCACAUCUACGAUCACGACCAAAUCUUCGGGCUGUUCACUUCGUGUCUCCGAAUCAGCCUCUCAGCAAGCAAGGUGAUGGCGCCAACGAUGCCCAGGAUAGCGACGGUCCGUCGACUUCUCCCUGUGACAGCGGCUCACCCGUGAGCACAAACUCUACUCCUCCGACCUCUGAAGAACCUUCCUCCUUUGCGGAUGGUUGGAAACAGUCGUCGCAGAACGUGGCUCCGAAGGAUCAGCGCCUAUCCCUUCCAGACCAGGGAUCUCACAGAGCUCUGACUCCGAUUCAGGAGUCGCCGAACGUUACACCGUCUAUUCACACUGUUGAAGCAACUGCUAACGCAAAAAUAUUCUUCGAAACGUAUUUCAAUACCAUCUUUCGCAGCGGGGAUCCGCGCUUGGAACGUCGCGUCGAGCUCGAAAGAUGCAUCCAUAAAUCCCCACUCGCCCCAGAAGAGAAGGCCAGAGCAAGGAAAAAAUGGCUUGACCAAGAACGAGAGCAUUUACGUCAAUACCGUCUACUGAAGUCUCGCCCUCACCGCGCCCGCCGCGAUGAGACAGUGGCCCUGGCUGGCUAUGAAGUGGUCAAAGUUCUUGGUCGAGGAAGCUUUGGUGUUGUGCGACUGGUGAAGGAGAAAAGACCCAAAGAUGGUUCGGUCUAUUGCAUCAGCGAAGGUUCAUCAUCUUCUUCCUUCAGAAAGGAUCGCUUUAAUUCCCUGCGGUCAGCUCUUAGUGGAGCCGAACGUGAGCGUCGACACCCCAUGACCCGUGCAAGGACAGAUGUCUUUGCCAUGAAAGUGAUACGGAAGUCAGUGAUGAUACGCAACAGUCAGGAGGGUCAUUUGCGAGCAGAGAGAGACUUCCUCGUUGCCUCGGCAAAAUCUCGCUGGGUAGUCCCCUUGAUCGCAAGCUUCCAGGAUCACAAUUAUCUCUACUUGAUAAUGGACUACAUGGUGGGCGGGGAUUUCCUUGGCCUCUUGAUGCGAAGAAACAUUCUGCCAGAGCACUUCACGAGAUGGUAUGCUGCAGAAAUGAUACUCUGUAUCGAGGAGGCUCACAAACUUCGAUGGAUUCACCGGGAUGUCAAGCCAGACAACUUCUUGAUCUCAUCCUCUGGUCAUCUGAAAAUCUCUGACUUUGGUCUAGCUUUUGACGGUCACUGGGCACAUGAUCAAGCCUAUUACAACGACCAUCGGUACUCCUUGCUUGAAAAGCUUGGAAUUAAGAUUGACGGCGACAGAGAAGACAGGGAAGAAGCGAAGAAAGCAGCAGAGAAGUCACCCGAUGCGUCAAAGAAUCACAACGAAGUCAAGCUCGACCGCAACCCACCAUCAACCAAUGUAUUAGACUGGCGUGACAACAACCAGAAGCGCAGACUUGCCCGAAGCGUCGUUGGCACCAGCCAAUACAUGGCUCCGGAAAUCAUCCGAGGUGAAGCGUAUGACGGGCGAUGUGACUGGUGGAGUGUAGGCAUCAUAAUAUACGAGUGCCUCUAUGGAUUCACCCCGUUUGCCUCUGUGGACCGGCAGGAGACCAAGUGGAAGAUCCAUCACCAUGUGCAAACAUUGUUUUUUCCUGCUGAGAGACCUGCCGAUCUGAUGGUAUCCACGGAGGCAAUCGAUCUCAUCAAUCGGCUACUCCAGGAUAAGGAGUACCGCCUAUCCUCGAGCAAGUAUAAGGUCAAUGAACCAUUGAUCUUGCCGCCUAACCUGAGGCGUUCUAUCCUUUUCGACGAUAGCAGAAACCGGAACUACCAAGGUUUCUACGUAUACGCGGACGAUGCCGGAGACAUCAAGGCACACCCCUUCUUCCAUGGCAUCAACUGGCGUACACAUCAUCUGACCGAACCGCCCUUCACUCCCAAAGUAGAUGGCUGGGAAGAUACUCGCUAUUUCGAUGACAAUGAACAGGCCAUGGACAACGAUGAUGUUUCUCUUACCUCGGAGGAAAACCAAGGGCAAGAUGAGGCCGACGGAGAACACGCUCACGAACCAGGCCCCGAAAAGGUGCAAACGCGGCAAGAAGGCAGUCAGCCAAGUAAGAAGGACUAUCUCGAGUCUGCAAAGAAGGACAAGCACCGCAAGAAGGACAAACGCAAGCGGAGAAGACCACGAGACAAGUUACUGCGUGACCCAAGAGUUGGUAAAACAGUUCUCGACAUUCGCAAGCGAGGUGCAUUUCUGGGCUACACAUACCGACGGCCAAAUGCAGUCGCACUGGCACUUGCUCCUGAACGGGGCCGAUCAAUGUUUAGACGGGGACACCUGUCAGAAUUAUAUGGAUGUUGA
Molecule: messenger RNA, 2904 nt
Organism: Aspergillus thermomutatus
Lineage: Eukaryota; Fungi; Ascomycota; Eurotiomycetes; Eurotiales; Aspergillaceae
Product: serine/threonine-protein kinase
Exons: 4
Coding region: 1-2904 (967 amino acids)
Biological process (GO): intracellular signal transduction; peptidyl-serine phosphorylation
Molecular function (GO): protein serine/threonine kinase activity; ATP binding
Source: RefSeq, a predicted model, not a curated record